This is a messenger RNA of Pelobates fuscus (common spadefoot toad), 3227 nucleotides long. RefSeq names its product early growth response 2 (gene EGR2). Gene Ontology annotation, biological process: regulation of transcription by RNA polymerase II. Bases 118 to 1440 code for a protein of 440 amino acids. The record is from RefSeq and is a predicted model, not a curated record. The transcript is spliced from 2 exons. Lineage: Eukaryota; Metazoa; Chordata; Amphibia; Anura; Pelobatidae. Gene Ontology annotation, molecular function: DNA-binding transcription factor activity, RNA polymerase II-specific; RNA polymerase II cis-regulatory region sequence-specific DNA binding.
UUCAGUUACUUACAGUGACCAAUUAGAAAAAAAAAGACUUCUAGUUUCAUAGGAGUUUUGAAGGGAGUUUUUUUUUUUUGCUCAGGAGGAUUCUCUGGGCAAAAGGCAGUUGAUGAGAUGAUGACUGCCAAAACUGUGGAGAAACUCCCAGUGUCAAUAGGCAGUUUUGUACAUCAGAUACCAGACAGCAUGUAUCCUAUGGAUGAGUCGACUUUGCCAACAUCAGUUACUUUCUUUCCUAAUGUUGAUUUGGGAGGACCAUUUGACCAGAUGAGCAGUGUCACUGGAGAUGGAAUGAUCAGCGUCGAUAUGAACAGUGACAAGAGAUCCCUUGAUCUACCUUACCCCGGCAUCUACCCUUCUACACCACGCAACCAGACUUUUACCUACAUGGGCAAAUUUUCCAUUGACCCCCCGUACUCAGGGACCAGUUGGAAUCAUGAUGGUUUCUUCAACAUUGUCAGUGCUGGGAUCCUAGGAAUGACAUCUUCACCUACAACUUCUUCCAACGCUUCAUCUUUGUCCCCAAACCCUCUGUCCAACGUGAGCUGCAACAUGACCCAUAAUCAGAGUGAGGUGGACCACCACAUGUACCCAACACCACCACCACCCCCUUAUUCCAGCUGUGCUGAGAUACCAGUAUAUCAGGAUUCAUCCUUCCUCAGUACCUCCACUGGGACAUCCCUGUCCUACCCUCCCCCUUCCUAUCCAUCCCCUAAGGCAGGCUCUGAUGGUACCAUUUUCAACAUGAUCCCAGACUAUCCUACCCUCUUUCAGCCUCAGUGCCAAAGAGACCUCCACAAUAUGCCAGACCGCAAGCCCACCUUCAACUGCCAAAGGGACACUCUCAUAGUGCCACCACCACUCACCCCACUGGCUGUCAUCAGCGAGUAUAGACAAGGAGGCACCAAAUCUGAGGCUUCCAGGAUGCCAAGCGUCUACAGUCCACAGAACUUGCCACUACGACCCAUCCUCAGACCCAGGAAGUACCCCAACCGCCCCAGUAAGACCCCAGUGCACGAGAGGCCAUACCCAUGCCCGGCAGAGGGCUGUGAUAGACGCUUCUCUCGUUCUGAUGAACUAACCAGGCACAUCCGCAUCCACACCGGCCACAAACCCUUCCAGUGCCGCAUUUGCAUGCGGAACUUCAGCCGCAGCGACCACUUGACCACCCACAUACGCACUCACACCGGCGAGAAGCCCUUCGCUUGCGACUACUGCGGCAGAAAGUUCGCCAGGAGCGACGAGCGCAAGAGGCACACCAAGAUCCAUCUCCGCCAGAAGGAGAGGAAGAGCUCGGCGGGCGGCACCACGGCGACAUCUAGCGGCAGCACAGGGCACGACCGCGCUUUAAGCCUCAGCCCACCAUCUACAGGCAGUCUCUGUUCUGCGAGCUCUAACAAUGGCCAGAUGGGACUGUGCCCAACCAGGACUGCAUAACAAAAAACUCAAAAAUCCCAAAACCCCAGACUUUAUUUAAUAUUAUUUUUACUAGACAAGGUGAACAACGGAAGAUCACUGCCAGUCAAAGGCAAAAAAGCAUGAAGACAUUUUUUUUUUUUUUUUAAAUCCUGGUAUUGGCACAGGGGCAGCCAAGUUACAAAUAAGUUAUAUGUAUACCAAGUGGUUAUAUUCAUCACGUGAGUUAUAAAAGCACUAUAAAAACCCAGGUUUCUUGUCCCAAUCUGCUACUAAGCAAAAAUGACUACCACUACAUGACCCCAUAUCCCAAAAAAUCCAUUUAUAUGGUUUAUACAUAUAAAAUGUUAUGUGCAAGAAAGAAAUUGAGAAAACAAUAUAGAUCUAUCUAUCUCACACAUUUAAAUAUAUGGGUACUAGAGUUAUAGAGUGUGCAGUGCCAAUGCAUAGGUAGUGAAAUUUUACUUUAACACUUGAUAUGCCAGUUGUGCAGGGCAAUUGUGCAUGCCCAGUGAGAGUGUUAGAAAUGGUGUUAUGUAACUCUAAGACAGAAUUAUAAUUUUUCUUGCCAGGUAUACAUUUUUUUUUGUUUUUGUUAUACUGACAGUAUAUAGAUUUUCUCUUAAAUUCCUGGUUUGCUUUCAGGAAAAUAUGGGUGACAUGGUGACUUUGAUGGGUGUUUUUUGGGGGGGACACCUGCAGUAGCCAUAUAACUGUGCACUUUAUAAGCUUCAGGACUGCUCUGGGCCAGCGGUUUGAUAUGAAGAGGUACUUUUGGAAUUUUAACGCCUAUUUUGGUUUUUCGACAUUUUCUAACUAAUAAUGACUAUAUUUAACCAAUACAGUGUGACUAUCACAAGUGCUAUCUGAAGGUGCAAUUAUCAUAUUAAGCACUGAUGAGGUGGACGGAAAGUUUAUAUAUGUUUCUAUCAAUACAUGUCUAGGGGGUCUUUUCACUACCCCAAUGAACUGUUAGAAAUAGAAAAUCAAAUUUGUAAAAUAAAGCCAACAUUGCCAAGUUAGAAAAAAGGUCCAACUCAGAUAUAAUCCAAACUUGGCUAUUCUGGUUUAAAAUUGAUCAAAUUUAGGUUUAUAUUUAACACCGUGCACUGCUCAGUGAAUAAUCCCCUACAUGUAUAUUUAUAAUUACACUUUAGAUUGUCUGUAUAGUUGAUCUGCACUGUUCUCAGAGCUCACAACCUUGAAGUAGAUUUAAAAGUACAAUUUGUGUUAUGUAAUAUAAAAGCCAGAGGAGUUAAUUUAUUUAAGAAUGUACAUAGAUUCUAUAUAAUGUUAGAAAAAUCAUGCAUCAAUGUUAAUCAGUAUUCUUGGUGCCUUGUGUGAUGACAGGGUGGGGCGAGCUGUGGUCCUCUUUCUGCCAUUGAUCUGCAACUCCUACCAUCCCCAGCCAAGAUUGGUAGGAGUUGCAGUCUUACAACGGAGCAAGGGUCGCAGAUUGUGCCAACCUAAUGUAGACACUCUUCUCUUUGUCUGCAUGUAUAUACAGGUUGCCAAUGCCUUAUAAAUGAGGAAAAUGGUCCCAAGCCACAUAUAGUAUAGCUGUACAUUACUGCCAAUUCAUAUUUCACAUUGUUUAGAAUCUCUAUUUUUGUACGCACUGUUUUGUGACUCAGAAGUGAUAACUUUGUAGUACAGAUUUUAAAAGACAAUGGUUACACACAUACAAAUCAUACUGAUGGGACAAUGUUAAGAGUAUAUGUUUACUUUAUUACUACCCAGCCACUAACUGGAAUUCAAUAAUGAAAUGUACUGAAAUUUGGUCUGUAAAUAAAUAUCUUUCAAUUAUA